Molecule: messenger RNA, 1455 nt
Organism: Trichophyton benhamiae CBS 112371
Lineage: Eukaryota; Fungi; Ascomycota; Eurotiomycetes; Onygenales; Arthrodermataceae
Exons: 5
Coding region: 1-1455 (484 amino acids)
Biological process (GO): glucose metabolic process; beta-D-galactose catabolic process via UDP-galactose, Leloir pathway
Molecular function (GO): aldose 1-epimerase activity; carbohydrate binding
Source: RefSeq, a predicted model, not a curated record
AUGGCCCAGCAGCAAGAUACACACUUCGCCUUUCUUCCACUUGGGGCCAUCAUCCAGGAGUUCCGAGUUGCCGGUAAGAAUAUUGUUCUCGCUCUGCCUGAUGAAGAGGCGUACAGGAAGUACAAUGCACCGUACUUUGGCAGCACCAUCGGCCGCACGACCAACAGGCUCAAGGACAGCGUUGUAAAGAACCUGAACGAUAAAACAUACGUUAUAACGUCCAAAGAAGGGCCGAACUCUCUGCAUGGAGGCAAAGAAGGAUGGAGUUCUCGAGUUUUCGAGGGUCCGAAGCCUGUACAUAGAAAGGGCCGUGAAUCGGUCGAGUUUAGGUACACCAGCAGACAUGGUGAAGAGGGAUAUCCUGGCACCGUUGAGCUGCGAGUCUGGUACAUUGCUGGAAAGCAGGACGGGAAAACGGAGCUGGAGAUUGAAUACGAGGUCGAGUUCACAGGCUCGGACUACUUCAACCUGAGCGAUGAUCGAACGAUCAAUGGCACAGAGGCAGUGCUGUCGACUGAUAAAUAUCUGCCCACAGACUCGACGGGCAUUCCUUUGGGAGCCAUCGAGUCCUACGGCCCAUUGAGAGUCACAGAGCCCUUCGUUAUUGAUGACAAGUGCCCUGAUUUUGAUAGCUGCUUUAUAGUCGAUACCGAUCCCCAGGAUAUUCCACUAGAUACCAGGCCUAGAGAUCUCAAGCUCCUGGCAUCCUUCAAACACCAGGAGUCAAAGAUGCACCUGGAAGUCCUCAGCACUGAGCCAGCAUUCCAGUUCUACACUGGCCAACACGUCGAUGUCCCACCCGUAGGCAAGUACCCAGCCCGAGGCCCUCGAUCGGGAUUCUGCAUUGAGCCCAGUCGAUAUAUAAAUGCACCCAAUGUCCCGGAGUGGCAGAAGAUGUGUCUGCUGAAAAAGGGACAGACCUGGGGUGCGAGGACGCUAUAUCGCUCCUGGAAAGAGAGCCUCUCUAUUCGUUCUCAGUGUCUCUUCUUUUAUAUAUAUAUGCCUCUCUGUGUUGCUAGAGAUGCAUGUUUUGCCGUUGGUCUUUGUGGACUCGUCAAUGAAGAUUGUCAAUUGAAACACAGCCGUGAUCAAAGUGGCUACGUACUUUCUCCUAUCAAUGAACAGACCAGCUCAUUGUCCUCCUCCUCUCUCUCUGUCUCUCUCACUUUCAAUAUCUUCAGUGAAUGGAUUCGAGUGUUGGAGAACAGCUCGAAAGAUGUGCCGCCAGCUCUACAACCAGUUCACCUGCGGCCACGCCAGCUUCGUGCGGACGAAGACCUGCGGCAAGAAACAGUACUGUCCUCGAAUCUACAGAGAGCCGAUUUCCAUCCUCCAUAUCUGCGACGGCUGCGCAGCGAGCAUCCUGAUGAGCAUGAGGAGAGAUUAUCGAUACCUGAAGUAUUGAUACAAAGGAGAGUCUCAUCUGCUCCCAAACAUGCAACAUCUGCCUCCUGA